AUGAGCCCGAUGGAGGAACACUCGAACCAAUACGCCGAAGCUGCAGUUCCCCAAACCAUGCAAGAAACUGGUGCAGAAGAAAGAGAUCCGGAGAGCAUUGCUCUCCACCAACCACUCCUCCUCAAGAGAAACCGGACAGUUUCUUCCACUCCACUGGCUAUGGUUGGAGCCAAAGUCUCCCAUAUCGAGAGCUUGGACUACGAGAUCAAUGAGAACGAUCUGUUUAAGCAUGAUUGGAGAAGCAGAUCCAAAUUCCAAGUCUUGCAGUAUGUAUUUUUGAAAUGGAUCCUUGCCUUCCUUGUUGGACUCCUAACUGGUAUAAUCGCCACCCUCAUUAACCUCGCUGUUGAGAAUAUUGCCGGCUACAAGCUUCUUGCCGCGGUUAGUUUCAUUGAGAAGGGAAGGUACCUGAUGGGGUUCAUCUUUAUAGCCGGGGCCAAUCUUCUACUGACCGCUAGUGCUUCUGUUCUGUGUGUAUGUUUUGCUCCGACUGCAGCUGGACCCGGUAUACCUGAAAUCAAAGCAUAUCUCAACGGAGUUGACACACCGAAUAUGUUUGGUGCGACAACAAUGAUUGUCAAGAUAUUCGGAAGCAUUGGGGCUGUCUCUGCAGGCCUAGAUCUUGGAAAAGAAGGGCCUCUUGUGCACAUUGGAAGCUGCAUUGCUUCCUUAUUAGGUCAAGGGGGACCUGACAAUUACCGUAUUAAAUGGGGUUGGCUCCGCUACUUCAACAAUGACCGUGACCGGCGAGAUAUCAUUACCUGUGGUGCUGCCUCUGGGGUAUGUGCAGCUUUCCGAGCUCCUGUGGGUGGUGUACUGUUUGCCCUUGAAGAGGUGGCAACUUGGUGGAGGAGUGCCCUUCUCUGGAGAACCUUCUUCAGCACAGCCAUUGUGGUUGUGGUGCUUAGAGCUUUUAUCCAAAUAUGCAAUUCUGGGGAAUGUGGGCUUUUCGGGCAAGGAGGGCUUAUCAUGUUCGACGUAAGCACUGUUACUGUAACAUACCAUGCGUGGGAUAUCAUCCCCGUAGCUGUAAUUGGCAUUAUUGGUGGAGUUUCGGGAAGCAUGUACAACUAUCUUCUCGACAAGAUCCUCAGACUAUACAGUCUCAUAAAUCAGAAGGGAAAAGUUCACAAGCUGCUCCUCAGUCUCACUGUUUCACUCUUUACUUCUGCAUGCCUAUAUGGUCUCCCUUUCCUUGUCAAAUGCACACCCUGUAACUCCUCUCUCUCGGAGUCCGUCUGUCCCACCAAUGAAGGAUCUGGAAACUACAAAAAGUUCAACUGCCCAGAUGGCCACUACAAUGACCUAGCUACUCUUCUCCUUGCCACCAAUGAUGAUGCAGUUCGAAACAUCUUUUCGACAAACACUUCCGCUGAGUAUCGUCCCUUAUCCCUCCUAAUCUUCUUCGUACUAUAUUGCAUCUUAGGAUUGUUUACCCUUGGAAUUGCUGUGCCAUCUGGACUUUUCCUUCCCAUCAUCCUUAUGGGCUCAGCUUAUGGCCGUCUGCUUGGAAUUGCCAUGCAAUCAUAUACGAGCAUUGACCAGGGGCUUUUCGCUGUUCUUGGCGCAGCUUCCCUAAUGGCAGGGUCAAUGAGGAUGACCGUUUCACUAUGUGUCAUAUUUCUUGAGCUCACCAACAACCUCCUCUUACUGCCCAUAACAAUGAUUGUCCUCCUGAUUUCCAAAACAGUUGGAGACAGUUUCAACCAGAGCAUCUAUGAGAUUAUACUGCACUUAAAAGGUUUGCCUUUCUUGGAGGCAAGUCCAGAACCAUGGAUGAGAAAUCUGACAGUAGGUGAGCUCGCUGAUGCCAAGCCGCCAGUAGUCACCCUCUGUGGAAUUGAAAAGGUGGAUCGUAUUGUGGAGGUCCUGCGAAACACCACACACAAUGGUUUCCCUGUUGUAGAAGAAGUGGUGCCGCCAAUGGGAUUGGCUGUUGGGGCAACAGAAGUACAUGGACUAAUUCUUCGAGCUCACCUUGUUCAGGUGCUGAAAAAGAAAUGGUUCCUAAGAGAGAAAAGAAGAACAGAGGAGUGGGAAGUAAGAGAGAAAUUUACCUCGGUUGAGUUGGCCGAGAGAGAAGAGAAGAUCGAGGAGGUGGCUGUGACAAGGGACGAAAUGGAGAUGUAUGUAGAUCUGCAUCCACUCACCAAUAGAACACCUUACACAGUUAUGGAAGGCAUGUCUGUGGCAAAAGCUAUGGUUCUUUUCAGGCAAGUGGGACUUCGCCAUUUGCUCAUUGUGCCAAACUAUGAAGCAUCAGGGGUGCCUCCAGUGGUUGGGAUCUUAACCAGGCAGGAUUUAAUAGCCUACAAUAUUUUGAAUGCCUUUCCACAUCUCACAAAAUCUGCAGGCAGCGAGAAGGGGAACUGAAAACGUCUUCUCCUCAGCCAACGGAACUAGCAGCUUUCCUGGUGGAAGACAAUGCAUUCUUCAUUUUAAAAUUUUUCUACCAAUUAUUUAUUCUUUUCAUCCAAUUCAAAAGGAGUCAGGUAGAUAUACAACAAAUUGCAAUUUCAUUCAUCUCUAACUAUUCAUUUUACACAAGUUUCAGCCGAUGGUGAACAAAAUCCCUUUCUACAAAAGGGAAAGAAACACAGAAGAUUUGGUUUUGUUACAUUCUCUCUACUAGAUACUCCCACUAGUCUUCUUGUAAUAACCCCAGAAUAAAGUUCAAGCGGCCAUCAAAGUUCAAGCAA
Messenger RNA from Pyrus x bretschneideri (Chinese white pear), 2699 nucleotides. RefSeq names its product chloride channel protein CLC-b-like. Gene Ontology annotation, biological process: chloride transport; transmembrane transport. Gene Ontology annotation, molecular function: nitrate:proton symporter activity; voltage-gated chloride channel activity. The record is from RefSeq and is a predicted model, not a curated record. Bases 1 to 2373 code for a protein of 790 amino acids. Gene Ontology annotation, cellular component: plant-type vacuole membrane; intracellular membrane-bounded organelle. The transcript has 6 exons. NCBI's taxonomy places the organism in Eukaryota, Viridiplantae, Streptophyta, Magnoliopsida, Rosales, Rosaceae.